AUGCGGGGCUUGAAGCCACACAGCACUUACGACUUGAUGAACGACGUGAUUCGCUGCGGCAUCAUCACCCAGGGCCAGCUAGUGGGCCACAUUAUGGGUGUUGUUCUUGCGGGUUCGCAAAUGGAUGACACGGCCAAACGAUACAUUCAGGGAUUGACAUCAGGCGAUGGUGCUGGACGGCAGGCAUUAUCGAAUGAGAAGAUCUAA
Messenger RNA from Penicillium verhagenii, 207 nucleotides. RefSeq lists its product as uncharacterized. The transcript has a single exon. The record is from RefSeq and is a predicted model, not a curated record. Bases 1 to 207 code for a protein of 68 amino acids. Lineage: Eukaryota; Fungi; Ascomycota; Eurotiomycetes; Eurotiales; Aspergillaceae.